GCCGAGACCCAUCGUCAGAAUUCCAGCAUUUAGAUUGUGUAACGUUCACUUCAGCCUAAAAGCAGAUCUUCAAAAAUGUCCAAACUUUCCAAAGAAGAAAUUGAAGAGGCCAAGGAAGUGUUCGAUCUUUUUGACUUCUGGGACGGUCGUGACGGAGUGGUUGAUGCUGCCGCCAUUGGUGACGUCAUCAGAUGUGUGGGUCUGAACCCAACCUUGGAAAUCGUCAAAAAGAAUGGCGGCACAUCCAAAAUGGGUGAAAAAUCUUACAAAUUCGAAGAGUUCCUGCCGAUCUUCGAGACUGUCAUGAACACCUUAGAACAGGGAACCUUCGCGGACUACAUGGAGGCCUUCAAAACUUUCGACAGGGAGGGGCAAGGUUACAUUUCUGGUGCUGAGCUUCGACACCUCCUCUCCUCACUUGGUGAGCGUUUGACAGAUGACCAGGUGGACACAAUCAUCCGAAACACAGAUUUACAGGAAGAUCUGGAGGGAAACGUCAAAUAUGAGGAAUUCAUCAAGAAAGUGAUGGCCGGACCUUACCCCGACUAGACGUUAUUGAAAGAAAUCUUUAAAAUAACACAUAUUCAAAAAACAUUUACAAUUUUAUACAGCAAUGGUCAUUAACUUUUUCACGUGGAAGUUACAAGUCUCAUUGGCGGAUUUUCAAAGGCUGGAUAUUGUGUUUCUGUGUGUUACUCCGACAGACUGACAUUUUUGGAAAACUGUGAAAUUCCGAACAUGCGCACUGGAGAUGUUUUAAUCACUGGAAGUGUUAUAAAAACGAAUGGAUUUUUUUCCCUUCAUUUUGUGAUCCACUUUGGCGUGUUAUUUAAAUAAAUCUGCUUCUUAACGGAUAACAGUUCAUCAAUCAUUGCGUCACGUGACUGUUUUGUACAGUUUGUUCGAAAGUUGACACGUAUAGAAGAAUGGACAUCCUCUGCUGAGUGAAUAUCGCACUAUCCUUUUAUAAACUUAGCUCUCCUCAAAAUUUAUUUUUUUUAAAGUGUGUUUUAAAGAAAUCAAAUUCAUUCCAAGAAGGACAUGGGAUUUACCAAAACUGAUAAAGAAGCUUAAACGAUGAAUUGACAUAUUUUGUAUUUAUAUGUAAAUUAUAGUAAUAUAUAGAUUAAUAAUAAAAUGCUGCACUAUU
Saccostrea echinata is the source of this 1150-nucleotide messenger RNA. Its product is annotated as myosin essential light chain, striated adductor muscle-like. The record is from RefSeq and is a predicted model, not a curated record. Gene Ontology annotation, cellular component: muscle myosin complex. NCBI's taxonomy places the organism in Eukaryota, Metazoa, Mollusca, Bivalvia, Ostreida, Ostreidae. The coding region runs from base 76 to 549 and encodes 157 amino acids. The transcript has 6 exons. Gene Ontology annotation, molecular function: calcium ion binding.